UAGGGUUGUCAGGAAGAUAAUGGGGGAAGGAGGAGAUCCAUGUCUCUUGUCCUGAGCUCAUUGGAGGAAAAGCAAGGUACAUACACACCAAGAUCUGAACGAACCCUGAACAUUUCUCAAGCUGGCCAUUCUUCUGCCAAAGAUCCAGAGACUCUUUGCUUAGAGUAGAAUAUGCCGUCGGCUUUCUUGUACUGACCGUAGGGUGUCCCAUAUCCCUCUGUUGUAAAGGGGGCUGAAGGGAAAAGGAACCUGGUGAUUCUGCUCUGUCGCUAUUUUGACAGCUUUGAGAAAUACGGGGUGGGGUGGGUGGUCCAAGGCUGCACCCCCACCCCAACCCUUGAAGCAUCCUGAACGUCCCUUUCCCCAUUAGGGAGGGCCAGCCCCCCGCUCUCACAGGGCCGCCCACACCUUGACCAAAGUCACUUGGUGGGUCCAAAAUGGCGGCGGGAAGAGGGGAGACGGCCGCCCUUCACCUCCAGUUCCGGGCAGUGCCAGACCCGGGCAUGCACUCAGCCCUGAAAAUGGAGGAGCAAGAGUCAGCUGGCCGUGAACUGGGGGGAGGAAGGGGCCCACAUUUCCUGCCGGUGGGGUCCAUGCGGGAAUUCUUAGCUGGGGAAGGCCCCCAACAGGUUAAACAGGAACCCGACGAGGGGUCUCAGCCACAGCCCCCACCGGCACAGGACUGGGACCCUCCCAGACAGGCGUUUCCAAAAACCCAGUAUCCCCAGUCAGGAUGGAGAAAUGCCCCAUUGCCCAAGCCCCUCCAUUGGGACACAAAUUCUUUCUGCCCCUCCUUCGAGCCCCUGGCUAAUGCUAGCCAGUGGCCCUCAGGAGGAACCUGGGUGCCACCGACCCUGUCAGGCCUCAGCCGAGAGGCUCAGCCGGUCUACAGCGGCCGGGAUCACCGGGAGCGGCAGGAUUACGGGGGCAUGAAGGACGAGAUCCCCCUUGAAGACAUGGUGGCGGCGGAGAUCCAGCGCCAGCGCUUCAGGCACCACCGCUACCAGGAGGCCGAGGGGCCGCGGGAAGUGUGCCGGCAGCUGAGGGAGCUCUGCCACCAGUGGCUGAGGCCGGAGAGGCACACCAAGGAGCAGAUCCUGGAGGUCUUGAUCCUGGAGCAAUUUGUCAGCAUCCUGCCUCAGGAAAUCCAGAACUGGGUCCGGGAGCACAGGCCGGAGACCUGCGCCCAAGCCGUCACCCUCUCGGAAGAUUUCUUGAUGAGGCGGCGAGAGGCUCAGAGGAAAGAACAACAGUUGCUGUGGCCAUUCGAGGAGGUGGUGGUGAACCGGCCCUUGGCUCAACAGGUGCCAUAUCCUGCCUUGGCACAACAAGUCCAUUAUCCCCCUGUGGCACUGCCAAUGCAGUACCCGCCCCUGGCACCGCAGACUCCAUAUCCCGCCAUUGGGCAGUCCGCCCCAAACCCCCUCCUGCCAGAAAGAGGAUUGUUGGACCUCGGGAGAACGCUGAUCUGCAGGGAACCUGUGCCGGAGGGUGGCCGGAGCCUCAGGCCUUAUGCUUCUGUGUCCUUAUGA
This is a messenger RNA of Pogona vitticeps (central bearded dragon), 1532 nucleotides long. NCBI's taxonomy places the organism in Eukaryota, Metazoa, Chordata, Lepidosauria, Squamata, Agamidae. The record is from RefSeq and is a predicted model, not a curated record.